Molecule: messenger RNA, 822 nt
Organism: Capronia epimyces CBS 606.96
Lineage: Eukaryota; Fungi; Ascomycota; Eurotiomycetes; Chaetothyriales; Herpotrichiellaceae
Exons: 2
Coding region: 1-822 (273 amino acids)
Source: RefSeq, a predicted model, not a curated record
AUGUCUUCAAACCCUUACCUCAAUAGGGACACCACCACGCUGGACGGCAAACUGAUCGGCAAGAUGAUCCAUGUCGACUGCAGCGAGCAUCAUUGCAGUGAACAGCACACACGGGGUGAAUCCGAAGUAUCAAAGCCGUCAUCAAUCUCAAAUCCUCGCAACGGGGAUGUCCCGGCCCCGGAAUAUCUGCAUUGUGGCUUCUGGCCGAGGCCGCUGACGGAGGCCGACCUGGACGAGGAGAGCCAUGAACCGCGUGGCCUCCACGAUCACCAUGGUCUAGGCGCAGGUAGGAGUGGUCCGGCCGCGUCAACCUCAUCUUUGAGACCGACGGGCCCAGAUGGAGGUGAGGAUGAUGCAAGUGGCUCGUGGCAGGAGGUCAUCCACAAAGCCGAAGACCAUCAUUCCGCGGUGACGGAUGAGCUCUCAAAGGCUGUGGAUGCCUGGAGGACGAUGUUUGCAGCCUCCUCGGAGACAGGCGAAGGAAGGAAUGAUAGUGAGAAAGCCAAAAAGCCAUAUUCAGUCAUGCGACUUGUUGCCAGACAGCCUAUCAAUGACAGAAACAGCGCUGGUCUCGAACAGACAGGACCUUCAAGACAGAGCAUUUUGGAUAAGGAGAUUGCCGCCGAAUGCCAGGCUCGAAGCGAAAUCAUGGAAUAUAUCGACGCUUUGGUGGACGAGGGAGACUAUGAGGACGCAUAUGCAUGUAUCUGGCCGCUUGAAGAGUAUCGCCGCAGCGGAUGGGCCGAGGAGAUGAUAUUUGCGUUUCCAAACGAGUGUUGGGGUUUUGUGGACAUGGUGCGCGCACGGGAGAAGGCCAAGUAG